CGUUGCGUAAAUUAGCCGCAGACGCACGCACACACACACACACACACACAUAGACAGACAUCAUGGCGGACGUUUUGGACCUUCAUGAAGCGGGAGGCGAGGACUUUCCUAUGGAUGAGGAUGGCGAUGAAAGCAUCCACAAGCUGAAAGAAAAGGCCAAGAAGAGGAAAGGACGAGGCUUUGGCUCAGAGGAAGGCGCCAGGUCCAGAAUCAAAGAGGACUAUGAUACUGUGGAGCAGGAUGGGGAUGAGCCAGGACCUCAGAGAUCUGUGGAGGGUUGGAUCCUGUUUGUGACAGGUGUACAUGAAGAGGCCACAGAGGAAGACAUCCAUGACAAAUUUUCAGAGUUUGGAGAAAUUAAGAACCUGCAUCUCAACCUCGACCGCAGAACAGGCUACCUCAAGGGGUAUGCACUGGUGGAGUAUGAGACAUACAAAGAGGCCCAGGCAGCCAUGGAAGGGCUCAAUGGUCAGGACCUGAUGGGCCAGCCUAUCAGCGUGGACUGGGGAUUUGUCAGAGGGCCCCCCAAGAACAAGAGGAGGGCUGGCGGACGGAGACGCAGCAGAAGUCCAGACAGGAGGCGGCGUUGAGUUUGGCAGUUGUUAUUGACUAGAGGAGGUGUCUGUCAUUUUGACACACAGUUUAUAAUAUUCCCAUUGACUAAUACCAAGCUAAUUUCAGAAUUUUUGUACAAUAUUUUUGGGUAGCAGUGAUUGGAUAUGUAGCUUUGUCAUUUCCAGAUAUUGAGAUAAGGAAUUGCUCUUCUUGAGAAAUGAAUAACAAAAGAAUAAAGGUCUCUAAUAGCAGCAUGUGCAUUUUAUUGUAAAUUGUUGUGCUGCUUUACAGUGCACCAGAAUGAUAUCCUUUCAGCUAUGUCUGUGAAACUAUUUACUUUAAGCAACCAACCUGUAGGUAAUACAUGUUUGUGGUUUUCAUGAUUCCCUCAGUAUGUUGUUUCAGUUUGCUCAAUGUUAUGAGCAUUUUAUUGUACUGGAGUGCUUUGUUUUAUAUUACUUGGGAAAGAUUAAACUUUUUAAAAGGCAAA
Molecule: messenger RNA, 1045 nt
Organism: Lates calcarifer (barramundi perch)
Lineage: Eukaryota; Metazoa; Chordata; Actinopteri; Centropomidae
Gene: rbm8a
Product: RNA binding motif protein 8A
Exons: 6
Coding region: 63-590 (175 amino acids)
Biological process (GO): RNA splicing
Cellular component (GO): exon-exon junction complex; cytoplasm; nucleus
Molecular function (GO): mRNA binding
Source: RefSeq, a predicted model, not a curated record